GAUUGGAGAUCAUUGUAGUAGUCUUAGGGUUUUCACUUUUCAACGAUUUUAACCUUCAACCCUUUGUUGUCGUGAUUGGAAUUUGUAAGAGCGAAAAUGGACGAAACUACAGAGGGCAAAACCGUCACGGUGGAAGUUGAACCCAAAAAGCGCGAAGCUGAUUCGGAAAGCGACGAUCUUGUUGAUGUUCCCUCGAAGAAGCCAAAGACGGAAGAUUCUUCGGUUGUCGAAGCUUCUUUCGACAUUGAUGCUGAUGCAGCUGAGGAUAAGGGUUCUAGGCACACAAUGGAAGAUGCUUGGGUUGUUCUCUUAGACGCAACUUUAGAUUACCCUGGAAAAUUAAGGUGUGCACAUUUUGCAAUUUAUGAUGGCCAUGGAGGACGGUUGGCUGCAGAAUAUGCACAGAAGCAUUUGCAUGGGAAUGUUAUCUCAGCUGGAUUACCACGUGAGUUGUUGGAUGUAAAGGCAGCUAAAAGAGCGAUACUUGAUGGUUUUCGUAAAACCGAUGAGUCUCUUCUUCAAGAAAGUUCUGAAGGGGGAUGGCAGGAUGGUGCCACAGCUGUCUGUGUCUGGGUAUUGGGACAAAAAGUUUUCGUUGCAAACAUAGGAGAUGCCAAAGCAGUUUUGGCUCGGUCAGCUAUAAGUGAUGGAUCCCAAGGUAAUUCUGAUGGAGCCCAUGCACUAAAGGCCAUUGUUUUGACGAGAGAGCACAAACCUAUCUUCCCACAGGAACGUGCACGCAUUCAGAAGGCUGGUGGUGUUGUAAGCUCAAAUGGGAGAUUGCAAGGGCGUCUAGAAAUUUCUAGGGGUUUUGGAGACCGGCAGUUCAAAAAGGUGGGUUGUAGUGCAACCCCAGAUAUCCAUUCUUUUGAUCUUACUGAGAGAGAGCAUUUCAUCAUUCUUGGCUGUGAUGGCUUGUGGGGGGUAUUUGGUCCCAGUGAUGCUGUUGAUUUUGUUCAGAAGUUAUUGAAUGAGGGGCUUAGUGCUGCAGCUGUGAGCCGCCGUCUUGUAAGGGAAGCUGUACGUGAGCGUCGCUGCAAAGAUAACUGCACCGCAAUUGUUAUUGUAUUCAAGCGCAGUUAACUUACUGAUGACACCAUCUCCAUGUGUUACAAUAGCUGAGGCUCAAAUGGAAUCGCGGUUUGUUUAGCUAAUAGCUACAGCUUGAGAGUGUACAAUGUGUGAAUUGCCUACCACAAUGCUAAGUGGUGGCUCACAAGGCAUAAGUGUGCAAUGUUUUUAGCUUAUGCUUAUGAAACUGAUGCAUGAUUGUUGUAGUUGUGGUCAUGUUUGAAGCAAUGGUUAAUUGUGAUAUACAUGGUUGAGUAAUGGUAGUCAGUUUUUUUGUUGAACAUCAUUUUGUUUUGGACUCAAACGAAGAUCUUCACACUAUGAAUUUUCAAGUUUGAAGCUGAUAAGUAAUUUUUUGUGCAGAAGUCCAUGACCAUCAUCACUGAAGUUACUCAAACCAAGUUCAAUUCAGCAUGCUGAGCUUGGGAAAAAUAAUUGCAUUAAAAAUGCGUUUACAAUUUAUUUUUGAAAAAAUGUUUAAAUUAAAAAUAGGAGAAUGUGGCUCUAUAAAGUAUAAACCCCCUAUCAAUCAGUGAAUUUAUAAUUUUAGCAAAUAAAAAAUGUUUCCCCGACUGCACACAAUGUAUCUUCCACAAGCAGCCACUUAACUACGAAUAUUCUCACUUGCUAAAUUUCAUCUUGCCAUUUUUGUAAAUUUAUUUAAGACUCGUGAAAUAAUCUAAGGUUCAUGCAUAUGCACGUU
Molecule: messenger RNA, 1774 nt
Organism: Arachis duranensis
Lineage: Eukaryota; Viridiplantae; Streptophyta; Magnoliopsida; Fabales; Fabaceae
Product: probable protein phosphatase 2C 8
Exons: 10
Coding region: 97-1083 (328 amino acids)
Biological process (GO): protein dephosphorylation
Molecular function (GO): protein serine/threonine phosphatase activity
Source: RefSeq, a predicted model, not a curated record